Molecule: messenger RNA, 7737 nt
Organism: Bursaphelenchus xylophilus (pine wood nematode)
Lineage: Eukaryota; Metazoa; Nematoda; Chromadorea; Rhabditida; Aphelenchoididae
Source: the annotation of a GenBank genome assembly
AUGGAACGUGGUCGCAGUACCGAUUUGAAGAUUUUCUCGGCAAAGUAAGUCAUCAAACCUUGUGAAAAUCGACAUUUGAUAUAUUUAGAAACCUUUUUUGUGGAUAUUGGAUUAGUCAGCCCAUUUAAGAACCAUUUUUUUGUUUUCUCAUCCAAAAAGAUUAACAGUGAUAUCCGAUACCACUUUCCCUUUGUUUACCCUGCUAAUUGAUACUCAUUAUCAUUAAUCUUUUUGUUUUUAGACAGGAAAGUGAAAAGCCAGAGACCUUACCCAAGCCUAAAGUUCAAUCGAAAUCCAGGGAUAGAUCGCCAACAAAGUUAUUGAAACGACUUCUGAAGCCAUUAUCACCAGAAAGAAAAGCAGAAAAGGCAAAUAAAGAUGACAAAUCAAAAGAAAAAUCGCCACAAAAGGAAACAAAAGAGCAGUAAGUGGCUACUGAAAAAGUUUUUGAUUUUUUUUUGAUAGUUUGAUGUUAUAUAGUACUUUCUUUGCUCGCUUUUUACGAAACAUCUCGCCUUUUUUUCUCCGGUUUUAUGACUAUUUGAUUAUCCUUCUUCUCUGAGGAGUCUUGAGUAAUUAAAACGAGCUUCGGGUUAACAAUAAACACAUUCCGAGUGCGUUUAUAAGUAGAGCAGCGCGGCUCUUUACAAGUAAGUUUUUUUGUAUUCCCAUAAAUCGGCUUAGCGCCUCUGUAAAGUCGUAUACGCAAUAAAAUUUUGUGAAUGAAAAGAGUUUGGGCUGGGAGAAGUGGGAUUUUUGGGAAAAAUUAUUUUUACGCUCAUUACGGCGCAACUCAAAGGACGUUUAUGUUGCUUUAGCUGUCGAGAUCUGUUAUCUUCGUCAUUAUUUUGCUUACUUUACCUUCCGGUGCCAUCUAUUGUCACCUUUUUUGUCAUCCUUUGUCAAUCCAAUCCGUCUUGACAAAGCUCACACCGUCCAUAGAAUCUCCCUUUUUUCACCAAAUUUAUUGAACCCUCAGGCUAUAGUGUCUCACAAGUCCGGGCCCUUUGUGCGUCCCUCUCUUGGCCUUAUCAAAUAUCAUUUAUUUGAUUAAGCCGUCGCUUUGAUUGAGUCCAGAUGUUGUGCGGUCAUUCCGAACAUGAUCUCUCUUCUCGGAAAUAAAAGUUUCGCACCUGCGAAGACAUGCCCGAGGUCUGGGCGGUGGUCGCGAACUUGGUGGGCCUUGUCUUCACGACUCUACUCGGUCUGCUUUCUUUUUUGGUUAUGUGAGUCUUACUUUGAAUGGGCUCUUGUGGACGUUGAAUGGAGAUGACUGUUUCAGGCCCAUUCUUGUCGAGGAUACUGUUCAAGAGGCCAAGUCAGAGAAGGAGUCCCACAAAAGUGACAGCGAAACGAACUGCUCGCAGGACUUGGUGAUCAAGAAAGGGGCUUUGCUGGAGAGGAUUUCUGUCACAGUUAUGGAAAGGUAAGUUUUCAUCGGAAAUGGGUUCAUUUGAAUUUUUACGAAUCCUUUCCGAAUCCGGGUGCAGAUCUCAAAAAAUGAAAAUAUUUUUGUUUAUCCUCCGCCGUUCGCAUAGAUAGAUGUCACUAUUUUCUGCGCAUCUUUCCUUGCCUUCGAUCGGGUUUGAAUUCGAUAUUUAACGAGUUUGUUUCCGGUCAUUGGAGAUGUUUUGUCGCGUUUAAGGGUUUCCAGUUUUAUCGCAUCACCUGGCUACAGCAGCCUUUUCUUUUCUUCAAGACUUCUUUAGCGAUUCAGAAGCCGGCAGAGAGCCUAAGGCGAAUUAAGCAUGGAACGGGAUUGAUUGCGUUGCAACCACUUCAAAAUUAAACUCUUUUUGUAUUCGGAAAGAAAUGAAUUGACGGCAUUUUUGGAGUCGCCCUCUCCCUGUUCUCAGCUAUUUGCGCUUCAGCUCAGCGACGUUUCACUUAUCAAAGAAAUUGCGGGGAAGCCUGCAAGUGGAACGAUCUCGGAGACAUCUUCUCCUUUAGGGAGUCUUUUGAAUAACAGACUCGGUUAAUUGAAGUCUCGACCUUAUAUUAUAUUAGACACAUUAGUCGUUAAAGCUGCUGCUAAUUAGUGUGUAAUGGAACGAAGACCGAUUGGGGCAUCAAGAACCUCACUUCAUAGAUAUCGGAGUCUACUGUAGGUUGAUUUUUUCCGAACAGAUACCAAAUUAGUCUUUAGUCAUCGUUAUGCAACUAUGACAACAUUAUGGCCCAUAAACAAACAUUUGUAAUUAAUUUAUGUGUCUUUAGCGAUGUCGAUCGGAGUCCGGCAUUGAAGGCAAACGAGUUUUUGUUCGUGGGCAAUCGUCCGUUGAUGAAGACUCACGCAACUUUCACGUUAGAUCGACCAAGAAAACUCGCCCUCACAACGGUCAAGGUAAUUCGAUCUAUUUCUAUUGCCUAUCCGGGUUAAAUGUCCAGUUUGUUUUCUUUGACUUGUUGGGGGUAAGAGGUUACAUAUUGAGUAUAUUUGUUCUACCAUCAAAUUUAAUUUCAGCCCAAAAGCCCGGGCCUAGUCCUGGCUUCGUUGAGUUGCGAUCGGUUGAGUGAGGCGAGCUCCUCAGUGGAAUCGUUCCGGUCAGAGCCUUCAAAAAGCGUUGAGAACAAGGUCAGCGACGAGUCGGAAGAGGAGGACCGGACACCCACCCCCAGGGCUUCCUCUGGACUUCCCAAAUUCCCAGCUCCAGAAUUGGAGGAAAAGAAAAUGGAGGAUAAAGAAGACGAGAUGGUGCAAUCAGUCAAUGGAAAGACCAAGAAAAUGGCUGAGAAAUUGAGUCGCUCCUUCUUCGAUUUGACCAUGGGAUCUCAGGACAGAUUGGCCAAGUGGAAAAGCAAACUGAAAGAGUAUGGAAACCAACGGAAUAAGGUGCUGAUGUAAGUAAAAUGGGGCUUGUUUUUAUGGCAAUCCACUUAAUGUUGAUUGAAAUUACUCCAAAGUAAUCGGACUUUCGUAAAAUCCCUGACAUCCCAUUCCAUCCAUCUAGCCGGCCAGUGGUACAUAAUGAUCUCGAGCACCCGAUCUUGAUCUGGCUAUCCAUCGCGCUGUCUUCUUCCCUCCCCGGCGCCUUUAUUUUCGCAUAAUGGCCACUCGCCGAGGUUUUCUUUAGAGCAAACAGUCGCCCCCCCCCUUUCCUUCUGAUCGGCUCUUUAUUUCCUUACAAUAGCUCUCCAAAGAUGACCAAAAAAUGGUGGAAAUGGAUGUAAGUUGUUGCUGGCGUCAGGUUACGUUCAUUUUUUGUAAUCGGAUCUGCUAAACGAAUGGAUGUCUCAAGGCUAUUAGUUCAAAAAAGAGUAAUACAAAGCGAACGGAUGCUUGACGCUUCAGUCAUUUGCAAGUUUUGCACCUUGAAGGGAUCAUGGAUUAGACAGGGGCUCAUUGCGUAAUCUGCACUGGCUAAUUAAGCAUUCCCAACUAAGUGGUUGGAAAGUGACUAAGCCGUUUUUUAUGCCUUCUUCUUAUGUUGUCUUUGCAGAAAAGGCGCUUCCAUGGAUUCGGAUCACAAACAUGACGUCAACACUAUGCCAAUCCAAUCCCGGCGACCAAUUCAGUCCAGUCUGGCACCGCCUCGACCUCUUCAUUCUUCCCAGUCCGCCCAGAAUGCUCUGAUGGCUGGCGCCAGCAAUACGCUUCCUCAUCUUCAUAAAAGGUCAGUUUUUAAGGAAGAUGGGAAUUAGGGGUUUAAUGGAGGGAUGGGGAACAUAAACCAAGAACUAUUUAUUUGGGAAAUGUUUGUAUUGCCAAGUCCGUGGCCUUUAAUGGCCGCCAGAUCGGGGGAUGAGCUGAACGCCUUAAGAAGACGGCCAUCUGGUCGGGCAGGGAGCGGGCAAAACGAGGAGACUCCAUACAUAGAUAAAAGGCGACAAACUUGCGCGUCCGAUCUUUUGACACGCCAUUAAAUGGGCCAGGCCACAUCUGUCUCGAUCUGACGAUGAAGGGGCGAGAAUUCGAUCCAGGGAUUGUUUUGUUAGGUAAUUGGAGUAGUCCUCCAUUUCCUGCCUCCCUAUGCAGAUUUGCAUGGGGAAGGGGGAGAGUGCGUGACCUUGCUCGAUCUGGUCGUAAAAUAAGUUUUUGCAGGCCAUCCAUAAAAUAAAUACAUCGCUCAGAGAGUAUUUAUGGUAUGGGAGGCAUGAUUAAGGAUCCGAGGGUUGCUUUACAGGCCUUUCCGGAGUUUAAAAGGGUUUUAAUUCUAUUUCAAAUAACUUUUCUGUUUUCUUUUACAAAAAUGAUGACUUUAGGGUAUAAAGCUAAUAUUAUUUGUAGAUAUUUUUUCUGACCGUAUUCACUUAUUGUUAGCUUCCUGACACCUCUUCGCAUUGUUUGUUUGAUUCUUUUUUAUAAAAUCAUCUUCUCUCUUGUAUCCCAAUCUCCGGAAAGCGAUACGAAAAGAGCCCGAUCCUGUAUAAUAAACUUAUCACCAUGUCUUUCUUAUCAUCUCUUCGACCUUGCUUUGCCGAUCGGGGGAACUUUUACCUCUCCGAAAAGGGGUAGAGCAGGGAAAAGGGAUGAGUAACCUCUUGACAGUGCCAUUAGCGGCGGUAUUCCUUUGCGUCUCUUUUUAGCCUCCAACUUUCGAAUCGAUCCCUUUUUUCGAUUUGAGGAUUUAUUUUUAUGGAUUUAACAUAUCAGCGUCCUCUCUUUUGGAGGGUGUGGUUACAAAGGUUGUGCUUGGGGUGUGAGUGUCAUAAAUACGUGAACAAACAUGUCAAAGUUUAGCCUACCUUUGCUUCAUUUCUUUUCGGUUCAGCAGUAUUAAACCUAUUAAAUUGGGGCUCUUCAAACUUUUCGUGUAUUAUAUUUGAUCUCUGCAAACGAUUUGGAAGUGGCGAGGCGGUUUAAUAUUUACAAGUUCCGAAUCACCGAAAGGGAAACCUUUACAGAAAAUACUCGCCGUCUUUAAGGAGUAGCGCUGAUCUCCGGAGGCGACCUUAAGACGGCGCUGUUCAGAGAUUCUAAUCUCCGAAUAACAGGAAAUGCCCCUCCGAUGGGUCUCCAAGUUGUCAUUGGAGGAGAGGCUCGGCUUUGUUUAUUUGGCUAGCGAUCCGACCGGAGCUAAUCUCUCCAUUUUCGGCUCCUUUCCGGGGGUUUCUUAAUCGAAUAAAAUUCUGGAAAGGACAUGUUCUGGAGAACUUUCCCCUAUCCCACAGCGACCGGCUCUCCCCGAUCCCCCGAAGACUACUUUUCGAGUUCUCCGUCAUACAUUUGACAUUACUUUUGGAGGCUUCUAUGACAUUAUUUAACCCGCAAAAUGACAUUUGCACCCGUUUUACGAUUGCUGAAGUCAUUUUGUUUUGAUUGUUGGAUCUUAUUUUAGUUUUUCAAACAGCUUGUUUUCAGCGCUUCCGUUAGAGAGGACGACAUCCACAUGGAGCAUCGGACUUUGAAGCCGAUCGGACGCCUCACUCCGGACCAUCUUCACGAUCAACACAUGCUCAGUCUCCACGAAUUAGUCCAGUCCAUUGAGGGAUUCAAUGAGACCGAGAGGAAGCCGCGUCGUCCAUUGGGAAUGUCCAUGUCGAUUGCUAACGAAUCCAGUGAGAGAUUACCUCCACCGGCAAGGAUCCUUCCGUGGUCCGGGAUCAAACCUCAGGUAAGAAGGGUACUUUCAUCUCCCGUGUCACCGAGUAUUGGCCAUUCCAUUGCGACACCGGGGUCAGGUGUUUUUAUCCUUCGGCUGAACUCAGUGUCAGUCCGAGCAAGCGGCCGAAAGGUCAUUUGUCUUGUCAGCGGCCCAUAAAUUGUGGCGCAAUGGACUGGUUAGAUACGUUUUGUCGGGUAAUUCGGCCAUUUUAAAUAUUUAAAUUCGAUUCCAGGACAAUGGAAUUGUUCGGCCGAUCGCUUUUCGGCCGCUCCAAUCGAAUGUGCUGAAGCAGAAUCGGAAUUCGAAUAGUCCGGAUGUAAAGUCGGCAUUCAAUCUGCAGAACAAACAGAGUUUAAAGUGAGUCAUUGUAAUUUAGUUUACUGUGGUAUUCAGUUUCAAUUUACUCUUGUUUUUUUUUGCAGAGACCAUUCCCGAAGUAUUGGCAAUCUUUCAUCGACCAUCCCCAGUCGGCCCCAGCCCUAUCAGCCCUCCACCAGGUAUAUAUUUUAUUGUCUCCUCCUCCUCUUUUUCGUCCAAUUUCUCAAAAUUCGGAAUAUCCGUCAAAAGAAAUAUAACAUAAAUCAUAAAAAUGAUGGUCAUUCUCCCAUUGUUCUGACCACAUUCCCUUGUCAUUUUCAUGAAACCAACUGCCUGAUUUCAGCGGCCAGCUGUUCAGUGGCAAGUCCAUUGGUUCGCUGCCUCAGGCAACCCACGAUGAGAAUGAUUACGACACCGUGUCCGACUACAUAGAUCGAAAACGUUCAGGUGAGUCAUUCCCGGCCUUCCAUUGGCCAUGAGACGGGCCUUUUCCCCGUUUCGGAGCCGGAAACCGAGAAGAAAUGGUCCGAAUAAUAAACCCCCACUUCUCGCCAAAGGUCUGGUCUCAUUAAGAUGACUAAUUAAUACCAGGGAUGAUUAAUUAGAACUGAAAUUAAUUGUUUUAGAUGAAGGCCCCAAUUACUCCGCUCUGUAUCAUAAUCAUCAUCAUGGACCCCGAUCUCAAAGUCAUGCGGGGCGGCGGGCACAAACGACCUCUUUCUUUUGUAAUCCCCAACAUCCAACGGGAUCUACAUCAUCUCAGUUUACGGUCAGUUCGGCAUCUUCCAGUUCGUCGACGAAUUCACCGUCUCAGACGGCUCUGAAGAAGUCCGUGUCGGAGAAUCCGACCAGGAAUGGAGUCCAUGUCACUCCAUCGCCAAGUGAUUCAGGGAUUGUGGACUACGAGGUAACCUCAAUACAAUUUAUUUACAUAACGAUGGUCACGGAAGCUCUCGGCGUUUAUUUUUGUUGUUGGGUCGAAUGUCAGUGUAAAAAAUGGCGGCACUGGAUUUUAAAAAUUCCAUUGCCAAAACAGCUUGAAAAUUUGGGAAUCCCACUUCAGGUUUUGGGAAAUCUCUGCAGGAAAGUGUUCACUGAUUUUUCAAAAUCACUGCCGACUCAUUCUUGCACCGAAAUUCGCCCCAGAAACGAAACUAAAAGCCGAGAACUUCUGUGCCCAUCUUUGCAAAAAUUGUGUGCAAACUUUUUUCUCUUUCUCCUUUUCUUAGCAAUUCAACAAAAAUUCUAAAUUUCAGACCUUAAUCCGAGACAAGGAGAACGAAUUGACUUCAGUUCGCCAAGCUAUGGAGCAGAACGAAGAGGUUUUGAUUCGUGUAUAUCAGGAUAAAGAACGACAAUAUAAGGAACAGAUCGGUGAACUAGGCCAGAAACUUCAUUUAGCUCAACAAAAUGAGAAGAUCUUACGUCAACAGCUCCGACAAUCAGAGGAAAGACGUCAGAUUAUGCAAGAUUCUGUUCAGAAAUUGAAUGAUGAAAAGAUGAUAAUGCAGCGUCGUUGUGGCCAAAUUGAGAGGGAAUUACAACAAUUGAAGACAAGACUAGAUACUCAUUGUGCAUGCGAUAACUGCUCGAGAAAACCGAAUAAUCAGAAACCAGUCCCCGCCCCCAGAUCACUCAAUAAUUCUGGAGAUUCUGAGCUUAGGAAUGAAGUCGAUGACCUUAAAGGGGAAGUGAAUACCCUCAAGGCCCAAUUAAAUCAACAGAUCCAAUUCUUCACGGAGGAGAGAAAACGAUGGGAAACCGAUCGAAAUGUAAGUGGAUUACCGUGUAAGGAGUUGCUGUUUAGGGGAACAAAACAACGCAUUUCCCAUCGGCCCGGAAACCCUUGGUCUCUACGGAUCGCCUUAUCUAA